CGUGAACUUUGUAUUCAGAUUGUGUGGAGAUUAACUCGUUGUCAUAUGUUAUCGGCCUUGUUUCAAGUGUCUUGUCGUCAGCGUCUGCCUUUUGUAGUUCCCUCGACUUUCUGCGGGAUCGUUGUGUGGUUCUUGGGCCGAACUUUCAUCAAAAUCAAGUUCCCGUAAAUUAUACGCGUCCCAUUUUUCAAAACAAACUAAUAUUGAAUGCGUUGACCGAGAGCUCGACAAGAUUGGAACCAUAGAACAUUUCUUCAAAAACCUUACUUUGAACUUUUUAUAUUAUGUUUUGACGUAUAACUUUAAAACAUUUUUCGGUGAUAUAGACAUUUUUGUUUUCAACGUAAAAUGGUGCGGUGGUAGUUUAACGUAAAUUGGUAAUUUCAUUCAUUUGACGACGUUACGAAAUGCACUCGCGUGAUCUGUGAUCGAUGGUAUUGAGCGUCUUAUCUUGCUUCUUAGAAUAUAGACGCGUUAUCAAUGUUUUUAUUUUUCUUUCGCAUCAAAAUCCACACGAAAAUAACCUCAGUACAAUGUUUACCGUUCAAUUAGCUCAGUGCGAUUUUGUGAAGUUGACCGCGCUUUUCGGCUACUCCAUCGUCAUUUGCGUAGGAGCGUAACUUGGUGUUGCGUAUAAAUCUGAUUUAGUGAAAUAAACAUUUGCUUUUCAAGUUUCUGGGAAAAUCUUUGGUGCAAGUAGUGGAAAAUGCCGUCCUUGUCCCGCGAAUCGCCCGAAAUGGGCAGCAUAGCGUACUAUCACACUGCAUAUGCUUACGACUCUUUCAAUGGAUUACAAAAAUUUGGAAAAAUGCAUGGAGCACGCCGAGUGGCUGUUUUCUGCUUGCUGACAGCAGUUUUACCUACAAUUCUUCUCAUAAUUCCAUUAUACCUGAGGCAUAGUGUAUUUAUGGAUGUUGUCUAUUCUGUGGCUGAGUCAGAUGUCCUUGAAAUAGUAGAAGGAAUAUCAACUAUUUUCUGCCAGGGUCAAACAUUGAAAAUGAACUCAUCAUUUAGUGCUUUUCAAAUAAAGGGUUCUCCAGAACCUCAAACAGAUAUCAGGAAACAUAUCCGUCUGAAAAAGAGUAUGUCCUUACCUGAUGACACUUUGGAAUAUUGGGGCUUUUACCUUCCCAAUGGCUCUACAGUUUCAUUAUCUGUCUGCUCUAGGUAUGAUGGGUCUAGGAUCUUAGUUGUGAAAGGUGAGAAGAAUUUGAAGACUUGCGGUUUGUUGAAUCACCCCAUGAGGAAACCUCCCAGUAUGGCCACAGGUCAAGGUCAGGUAACAGUCACUUUUGAAACCAAUGCACAAGUAAUUCUGUCCGACAAUGACAUAGAUCCACCUCAAAAUGGAACGGAUGAAAGAGAUUUUGAGGGUGAGGACUUAUCAGAUUACAAUAUGGAAGAAGAGAAAAGGAAAGAGAUAGAAGAGAUCCGAAACAAAAACAUAAAGAUUUUGUCAAAUCAAGAAAAAAAGGUGGCUGAUAAUAAAAAUUUAAUCGAGAGUGACAGCAAAAGCAAGGCUGAUGUAAGUCCGAAACUACAUAGACGUAGGAGGCAUGAGAAAACCAAGAGCAAGCAUGAGAUCGAGAAAGAAUUGCUAGCAAAGUUACUGAACGAAGAUGAAAGUGAAAGAGUAACUUCUCCCAAGCGAAAGAGGUUUGCCAAAGCUGCCCAGCAGUCGCAUCGUUUUGAUGGUGGUUUAGUGCAUGGAGGUAAUGCUCUAACUUACAAUACCUCUGCUCAUGAUUCCUCUUUCUCAAGUUUCGAGUAUGGCUUAUACACUUGUUACGAUGGCAAUAUCCUUCUCACUCAAGGAUUUCCUCCUUCAAAGCUUUGCACAAGUGUUGAAUUUUUUGAAAUGCAAAAGCACAUGAAAACCGUGCAUGAUGUUGUGUCUGACGGGUAUUAUUACUACAUAUUUUACAGUGACAAUGAUUUUCAACUGAAUGAUAUCCAUGCUGUUUUCGAUAUAUAUAAGCCAACAUAUAUGUACGGUAAUUACUCCCAUGGCUGUAUAAAUAAAACAGAGUGUUAUUUUCCAAUUAAUUUCUUAUCUGAUGAGACUGUUGUAGUUGAAGUACCUACUAGAGAUGGUAUUGAACAUGAAGGAGAUGAUAUAACAUUGCUGACAUCAACGUGUCAUCCACGUGUGACAGUCUAUAUGUUGUUCCCCAUUUCCAUUCUGUUCCUAAUUCUAAGUUGCGCCUUUCUGUGAAACGUGUGAUAAGUAACCGAUAAAGCUGUGAUAUUUUUCAAAUCAAACUUAGUAUUUGAAUACUUUAAUUUUUAUUUGGUUUUGGGUAUUUUACUCUAAAGUAAAGCGAACAAAGAAUUGAAUGGAUGAAGCUUUGAAAUCGGACCAAGUUGUAAACGUUCUACAUUAUGAACCGGUUUCCUCCGUAUAUGAUACAAAUCUUGGAGUGGUUGAAAUAUUUUUAAAUGUUAAUCAUUUCCAAAAACUGCUAAUCAAUGCAGCUGACAGAGGUGUAAUAAUAUGCUUAGUAUUGUCCCCUCUAUUGUUUGAAUGAUAAUAAUGAGAAUGAGGAUGGAGAGUCCACUCAGUGCUAAAAUCCAAUAAUCGAAAAUUAUUAACCCAACUAAUUCUAUACAUUUCCAAGCGGAAAGAAUUAAAAAUUUGAAUGUUCUUGCUCCUCAUCCUAUAAUUUUUAUUUCAGCAUUUGACCAUCUUCAGUGAUUAGGUUCACCGGAAUUUUACUCAGUGUUGGAAAUAUGUAUGAUAUUCCUCUCAUUGCAAUAAAAAUGAAGUUACUAACAUUUUAGCCCCUUAGGAAAGUUUAAAAUGUUGCGACCUAAUCAAGCAGUGUGGCAUUUAAUGUGGGAAUGUUCGAAUUUUUUUCAGCUCUUAUUGGUGAUGCAAAGUCAGUUUUUAAGGUUAACCAUGAACAUGAGGACUAAGAUCUUGAGACCAACAUUGUCUUAUCAUUGCUAAAUAUGAAUCCUAGGAUGUUUUUAUCACAGUUCGUUCCCACUAUAAAUCGCAAGUUUACUAAAUAGUGGACUUUUUUUGGCCUUUAAAAAUGGAACCAAGCUAGUUUAUUUUGGAUUGAAGACUACUCGUAAAUGGAUUUUUUUAAAUUUUUUUUCUAGCGAUACAAUUGCUUUUAACAGAGCAACUAUUUUCUGACUAAGGCAUGACAAUCUUUGAGAUAAGAUGCUCUCUUUCUUUGUAGCUGCAAUUGAAAUGUGAGUUUUGCGACUUUCACCAUUGAAAUAAGACCGUCAAACUCGAAAAGCUGAUGUGGGUUUUUCAAGUGGUUGGUUUCUGUGAUCAGCUGGACAAUGAUUGUCUUUGCUUUUACUUUUUCAUCAAUAAUUGCACCAUUACUUGCGACCUUUCCCUACUAGCAAAAAUUUGUCUAACCCUUAACUAGGAUAGUUUUCUGUCUACUAAACCUAAAUUCUAAUAAUAAACAAAAUCCAAUACUGUUGCUGUGGAAUAGAAGCUGACACUGUAAAAGUUCAGUUCCAGGUUGCAGCUAGAUUUUUUUUUUUUUUCCUGCAUUUGUAACUAAUAUUUAUUUAUACCACAAAUAUUCUUUAAAAACCAUUUUUCUUCUCAUUUUUCAUGAUGUGUAAAAUUUAAAGGACCUAUGGUUGAAGAUUCAGUUGUUUUCGGCAUCAUUCUCUGAUAUUUAUCUUUUUUUGUCUUCUUUAAACUUCCACCCUUCAAUUGCAUUUAUGAGUUUUAUUCCCUUUCAAGUAUUUUUCUUGAUCCUGUCUAAUUUUUUUUUUUUACCAAUGUAUUUGUCAUCACUUUUUUACAUUUUUAUUUUUCUCAUUUUGUCUAAAAUCGGUUUUACUUUUAGUCUUUUCUACUAUAUGUAAUAGUCUCGAAGUAAACACGCACUUCAGAUGUAAGAAUACUAAUACCUCAGAAAAGAAGGCUCUUUGCUAGAAUUAGCGGUAGAGGCCUGGUGUUUUCAUUAAUUUUUCCUCAAUGAAGACAUUUAGCAAUAUGAUUUAAACUAACUUCAGACCGAAAUAAAAUCAGAACUUAAAGAAUCAAAGCAAAUCAUAAGUUUUCUCUAUUUUUCAAGAGAACUAAUUCAUCGUCUCAUGUAGGAAGAAACGUAUCUUGAUUAUGCUUUUUGAGUAUCUCUAAGAAGACGUCAUUUUUUUCAUUUUUUGUGGGAGAAUCGUCCUAUGAAUUUGUCUGAAGAUUGCAGAAUCUUUUCCAACAAAAGUAAGAAAAAUUCACAAAAAUUUCAGACAUUCAUAUCAUUAAGUUCAUAUCAGUUUUCCUACAAAAAGAUAAAAUGUUAGUGUGAAAUACUGAAACAGCACAAUCAAGAUACAGAACCGCGUACGAGAGACAAUAUAUUACAUAAUUACAAUAAGUAGAAAGUAGAAAUUUUAAUUUUGAUGUCAAUGAGUAGCAAAUUAAUAUAAUGACAAAAAAAGCAAUGAUCUCUCCUUGUAGGUAGCUUCAGAUUUAAGAGUGUUCAGUUUUUGUGAUAAAAAAAGGAAAUGUAAAAUGUAAAAGACAAUUUCUAUUAAUGUUUUAGAAUUUUACUCAAUUCUUCAUUUUGUUAUUAUUUUCAAUAUUCAUAUCAGUCUACCAUUCUUUUUGCUAUGGUUCACUUAGCUUUAUUUUUUGUUAUGUACUCGUUGAUGUUAAAACUUGAGAGUGUUAUGAUUAUUUUUUUUAUAAUGUUUUUAAGUAAUUGAAAAGCAUUAGAUAUUGUAAAUAUUUUUAUUUAUUUUUUACCAUGUACAUCCAAUUGUCAUGUAAAUAUGUAAUAAUGUUUAUAGAAUUUCGACUAUUUUUUAUGAUCAUAUUUUUUCGCGAGGAGUAGUGAUUCACUUCUCUGAAUCUGACAGUUGAUCACACUCACCGCUUUCAUUUUUGUAGGCACAUCAUUCAUUGAUCAUUCUUGCAAAAAUGCAUAAACCUAUUUGUACAUAAAUUCAAAUUUGUAUAAUUUCUUCUGCACACACAGCUGGGUAUCACAAAAUCCUUUCCAUUACCUAUGGCGAUUGAUGUUGCUCUUAUGCAAUCUGUGGUUUCUGUGGUAAUCUGUGGUUAAAAUCUUAACUGUCUCUGAGUUAAAAUCAGGUUACAAAUGUCAUUCAAAAUUUUAGGUCCUUUGUUUGAUCCAUCCCGGACAGAGAAGAUAAAUUUUGUUAUCAAGGCAGAAAAUCAAGGAAUUGGGUGCUGGAUAAAUGUUUCACAUAUUUGACAUGGUGUUGUUUACAACCUAACUUAAGCACGAUGAGCUUAUAAAUUGAAACUUUUUGCGUGCUAAUUUUGAGAAAAGUUGGGUUGAUCAAUUAGGGAGCUUCAGUGCAAAAAAAUUAGGCACCUUUAGUGCUCUCAAGAUGUGGGGUUCCAAAACCGUUGGGGAGUGGUCUCAGUAAAAUUAAGUUUUCUCAUGAGCCUCACGACUACCUCAAAAAUCUUAGACUUGUUUCAAAAUUGAAAAUAUAGGUAACUAAGAAGUUUCUUUCGCAAAUUUGAUUUAUCUUGUUUUGUUUAUUAGGUACAAAAUAGGGAACUUUACUAUUUGACAACCCUCGUACUUCAAAGCAGCUCCUGUUACACUUUGCUCAAGUUGAAUCGUAAGAGCCAGAAAGUUUAAAGUUAAUUUUUAUCAUUUUGUCAAAUCAAAGAAAAGCAUUUCAUUGCUUCACCUGAAAAAUUAAUUUUAUAUUUUAAAACUAUCAGCCUCUUUGUUUCUUAUGCCAGUGAAUUAAAUGUUUUCUUAUGAAUGGAGCACAUGCUGUCAUCAAGU
Bemisia tabaci is the source of this 5753-nucleotide messenger RNA. RefSeq lists its product as uncharacterized. The record is from RefSeq and is a predicted model, not a curated record. Lineage: Eukaryota; Metazoa; Arthropoda; Insecta; Hemiptera; Aleyrodidae.